AUGGUAUUGGACCGUGCCACCGGUGAACCGGAGCACCGCAGUUUCGCUGACGUUCUUGACUAUCUCCGCCCCGGUGACCUCAUGGUUUUCAACCAGAGUCGCGUGAUCCCGGCGCGGCUGUUUGGCGUUCGCGAUGACAAUGGCGGUAGGGUCGAGUUCCUGCUGCUUCGCCGCGAGGCCGAUGGCGUAUGGGAAGCCCUUGCCCGGCCCGGACGGCGCCUCCGCCCUGGCGCUACCGUAAGCAUCAUCCCGCCCGAUGGACUGGAGCUGCCUUCAGGGCUCUCAGUGGAGGUCCUGGAGUCAAGAGCAGAGGGACUCAAAGCAGUCCGGCUGUCGUCGGAAACUGCCAUCGACCGCAUGGGGCACACGCCGCUCCCGCCAUACAUCCGAAGCGCGCUUGAUGACCCGGCGAGAUAUCAGACGGUCUACGCCAAGGAACCCGGCAGCGCCGCCGCCCCCACGGCCGGGCUGCAUUUCACGCCGGAACUGCUGUCCCGCAUCAGCGAAUCAGGCGUUGAGACGGCUUUUGUAACCCUGCACGUCGGCUUCGGACCCUUCCGUUCCGGUGCCGUGUGUCUCGUGGUGACAGUACCUUUGCCCACCUGUCCACCUACCGCUCACAUCCACGACACCUAUUCGAGCGUUCUAUUGCGCUAG
This is a messenger RNA of Geodia barretti, 657 nucleotides long. The record is from the annotation of a GenBank genome assembly. NCBI's taxonomy places the organism in Eukaryota, Metazoa, Porifera, Demospongiae, Tetractinellida, Geodiidae.